AUGCACCGACCCCUCCCGUUUUCGAUUCUAUUUGGCAUUUCUAUUGGGCUGGCUACGGCCUUCAGUGUGAAUUACGGGGACCCAUCGCAAUGCGAUGAUUUCAAGGUUUCCUGGAGUGGAGGAAACGCUCCUUUCUCUCUUGUCCUUGUACCAUUAUACGGGACACCCCGCAAUGUUUCCAUUCCCGCUUCUGCAUACGACGGCUCGUCCGGAUCCUUUUCCACGCAGAUUCCAUUCGCCGAAAAUUCGCAAAUGCAAGCUGUGAUGUACGACUCGAGCGGCGUGCUCUCGGGCUCCCUGACUCAAGUAAAGCUAGUUGGCGGGAACACAAACGGGCAGAGCUGCAACGUUACAGACCCGCACCCGUAUUUCACGUACGCCUGGCCGGAUGGACAGAGCCCGGUACAGUGCCAACCGUUCGAAUUUUUCGCUUACGACAAUGCAACGCUCCCUAUCACGCUCACUAUCCUGCCAGCCGGGCAAGACCCGCAGGUCGUCCAGUCCAACACCACCCAGCAGCGAUUCGACUGGAUUGCCGAGAUCGCGGCAGGAACGUCCGUUGUAUUCAUGAUGACCGACGCGCAGGGCCACCAGGGCGGCGCCUCGGGCCUGCAGGUCAUCCAGCCCUCCUCCAAUUACACCUGCCUCAUAUACCCCACCACUUCUUCCUCUUCCACCAACCCCACCUCAACCUCUCCGUCUAACAAAUCUGGCCAAAACAACGGCGACGAGGAGCACACGAUAUCCGUCGGCACCAUCGCGGGCAUCGCCGUCGGCGGCGCGGUCGUCGCGCUCCUCGCAGCCGGUGCUGCCUUCUGCCUCUGGCGCCGCUGCCGCCCACGUCGCUCGCGCGUCGCCGUGCUCGACCUCAAGGAGCGCCCGAUGGUGGACAUGGACUUCCACAGGCCAAGUCGCGAGGACUACCACGUUGUCUCGCCCUUCACCGCGCUCCCGCUCUCCGACGCGGCCUAUCUGGCCGGGCGGCCGAGCCAUUCGCAGCAGAGCACCAGCGAGUGGUCGUCCGGCAAGAGCGCAGGCUACCCCCCGAGUCAUACCCCGCUCAGAUCGUCUAACGCUUCGCUGUUCUCCCCUGCACCUGGCGGCGCGUCGUCGUCGACGCGCGUGGUGGUGCACCAGGACUACGCGGACGCAGAUCCGGCUGAGGUAGUCGAGCUCCCGCCAGCGUAUCGCGAGGACCGUGAGCCGAUUCCUGGGCUGCCCGCGCCGAAUCCGCCACCAGUGGGCUCUGGGUCUUCACGUUCAGGUAAAAGGCGAUGA
This is a messenger RNA of Gloeophyllum trabeum ATCC 11539, 1278 nucleotides long. RefSeq lists its product as uncharacterized. The transcript has 5 exons. The record is from RefSeq and is a predicted model, not a curated record. NCBI's taxonomy places the organism in Eukaryota, Fungi, Basidiomycota, Agaricomycetes, Gloeophyllales, Gloeophyllaceae. Bases 1 to 1278 code for a protein of 425 amino acids.